AUGUCGUACACGCUCUCGCAUGAAUCCCUGGGCGCCAAGCUUACCGGCGUAGAGCUCCCUUCCGUGCUACAGUUCCGUGGCGUACCCCGUGGCAGGACCCCAGCCCGUUUCGCCAAGCCGGUGUCUGUAGAAGACCUGCCACUUGAACUGGACUGUACCAAGUUUGGAUGGGUUAUCGACUUGAGCUUUGCGUCUUCGACUAGACCCCGCUGUCCCCAGGUUCCGGUGGAUGUGGGCCAUCUACUUCGGCUGCCCGCAUCCCACACUAUGCCCCACGAGCCCGAGGAUGAGUUCGCAUGCCUCAAUCUUGAUGUCUUGGUCUCAAAGCCAAAGAACACCUCACCGCUAUCCGCGCAGAGAUUGUCUGUGUUUGUCUGGAUACAUGGUGGGUCACAGGCCAUGACCUUUGGCAACUUUGCAUCCGGCGUCUGCGAUAUGACGAUACUGGCGAGCGAUGCGCAGAGUAAUGGAACCCCCAUCGUCUGUGUAUCGAUACAAUACAGGGUGAACAUCUUUUGUUUCGGCGACGAGGCAAGCGCAAAGAACCUCGCUGUCCUGGAUCAAGCCCUGGCUAUAGAAUGGGUCCAACAACAUAUCAUGGACUUUGGCGGUGAUCCGCUGGCGAAAAGCGCAGGCGCCGUCUGCUGCCACGUCCACAUGAUCAAUGAAGCUCCAGCCAAGCAAAUAAUCCCGUCUUCUGGCACAUUAAAUACAAUCAUGAGCGAAUUGCAAGGCCUAGGACAGUACCGUCUUCGUUCUGAUCCCUGCCAUGUGCUCCUUAAAGCCAUCAAUCAGACUGGAAUCAAAUCUAGCAAAGUUGGCAAUCCUGCGAAGCGGCUCCUUCUUAGAGAUGCUGUCAUCUGGCGAGAAGGCAUCUGGUCUACCGAUCCGGAGACUAUUGCAAAGGCCUUCAACCAAGCCGGACCGGAGGGCGAUGAGCUUAAGCUAGUUUAUAAGAUUGAUAAAGCUAGGUUAUUGUCGUGCAUCCUAGGCGCGCUAGACUUCAUCAACGACUACAGAUUCGUUCUUCCAAUAGAGCGGCUUGUCCAAGAAUGGCGCGCUGCACAGAGACUCGUGUACCACUGCCUCGUGAAUGAGCUAAAUCCUUGGCAGCCGAGUAAUGGGGCUCAUCAUGCUGUGGAUCUCAGCUUCCUGUCCGGUGGCCUUGAUCACUUGAUCGAUGGAGUUACGAAGCAUACUGGAAAGGAGAUGCGACGCAGAUGGAUCGUGUUCAUCCACAGGAAAUAUCCAUGGCGUUCAGAGUCAUAUGUGGCCUUUGGACCUCAUGGCACAUUUAAAGAGCUGAGUCAAGAUGAGUGUAACUCUCGCAGGAGACUAGCACAGAUAGGCUAUUUAGCCAAAGCAGACUCUGUCCAGCUAGACAAGGCCUUUGGUGCCUUAGCUGCUAGAAGGAUUAGUCUCUUAAAUUGA
This is a messenger RNA of Ilyonectria robusta, 1431 nucleotides long. RefSeq names its product Alpha/Beta hydrolase protein. Bases 1 to 1431 code for a protein of 476 amino acids. The record is from RefSeq and is a predicted model, not a curated record. The transcript is spliced from 8 exons. Lineage: Eukaryota; Fungi; Ascomycota; Sordariomycetes; Hypocreales; Nectriaceae.